GUUUUUUAAUAUGUUAAAUUACUGAAAAUUUUGAAAAAAUUUUUUAAAGCACAAUCAUGUUACAACAUCCCGCCUCUGAUUUUUAUGAUUUGGCUGCUGCUAAUACGGCGGUCAUAAGUUCACGGCAAACGCCACCUUACAGCCCGACCGGCCUAACGUCAGCGACUAGCUCGAAUAACAAUAACAAUAAUAGCACAAGCAAUAAUAAUUUGGAUUUGUUGACUCACAAUGGCUCCGGAAUAGGCGGCGGUGGUGGUAGUACGUCUCUUAGCGUCCAAAACAGCAGCAGUACAAAUAUUGGGGGCAGCGGCAGUGGUAUUAUAAGCGCAACAGGUGCGGGCGGUAUCAGUAAUGGUUCAAACGUUCGCGAAGUCUUACCUAGUUUUGGUUUUACCCAAGAGCAAGUUGCUUGUGUCUGUGAGGUCUUGCAACAAGCCGGCAAUAUUGAAAGGCUGGGCCGCUUUUUAUGGUCAUUACCACAAUGUGAUAAAUUGCAACUGAACGAAUCUGUGCUAAAAGCCAAAGCCGUUGUUGCAUUCCAUCGCGGUCAAUACAAGGAAUUAUAUCGACUGCUCGAACAUCAUCAAUUCUCACCGCAUAAUCAUGCCAAGCUGCAAGCACUAUGGCUUAAAGCUCACUAUGUGGAAGCCGAAAAGUUACGAGGAAGACCUCUCGGUGCUGUGGGUAAAUAUCGUGUUCGUCGUAAAUUUCCACUGCCUAGGACGAUUUGGGAUGGUGAGGAAACAAGUUAUUGUUUCAAGGAAAAAUCACGUUCUGUUUUAAGAGACUGGUAUGCGCACAAUCCUUAUCCAUCACCGCGAGAAAAACGUGAACUAGCAGAGGCGACAGGUCUAACAACAACGCAGGUCUCUAAUUGGUUUAAAAAUCGACGUCAACGAGAUCGAGCGGCCGAACAUAAAGAGUAA
Messenger RNA from Glossina fuscipes, 926 nucleotides. Its product is annotated as protein sine oculis. The transcript has 5 exons. The record is from RefSeq and is a predicted model, not a curated record. Gene Ontology annotation, cellular component: nucleus; transcription regulator complex. Gene Ontology annotation, molecular function: DNA-binding transcription factor activity, RNA polymerase II-specific; RNA polymerase II cis-regulatory region sequence-specific DNA binding. Bases 57 to 926 code for a protein of 289 amino acids. Gene Ontology annotation, biological process: regulation of transcription by RNA polymerase II. Lineage: Eukaryota; Metazoa; Arthropoda; Insecta; Diptera; Glossinidae.